GGGCGGCGCGAUGCGGCACCUGUGCCGGGGCCGCGUGCUGGGCAUCUCGGUGGCCAUCGCGCACGGGGUCUUCUCGGGCUCCCUCAACAUCCUGCUCAAGUUCCUCAUCAGCCGCUACCAGUUCUCCUUCCUGACCCUGGUGCAGUGCCUGACCAGCUCCGCGGCGGCACUGAGCCUCGAGCUGCUGCGGCGCCUCGGGCUGGUCGCCGUGCCCCCCUUCGGCCUGAGCCUGGCGCGCUCCUUCGCGGGGGUCGCCGUGCUGUCCACGCUGCAGUCCAGCCUCACGCUCUGGUCCCUGCGCGGCCUCAGCCUGCCCAUGUACGUGGUCUUCAAGCGCUGCCUGCCCCUGGUCACCAUGCUCAUCGGCGUCCUGGUGCUCAAGAACGGCGCGCCCUCGCCGGGGGUGCUGGCCGCCGUGCUCAUCACCACCUGCGGCGCCGCCCUGGCAGGAGCCGGCGACCUGAGCGGCGACCCUGUGGGGUACGUCACGGGCGUGCUGGCCGUGCUGGUGCACGCCGCCUACCUGGUGCUGAUCCAGAAGGCGAGCGCCGACACGGAGCACGGGCCGCUCACGGCGCAGUACGCGGUCGCCGUCUCCUCCACGCCGCUGCUCGUCGUCUGCUCCUUCGCCAGCACCGACUCCAUCCGCGCCUGGGCCUUCCCCGGCUGGAGGGACCCGGCCAUGGUCUGCAUCUUCGUGGCCUGCGUCCUGAUCGGCUGCGCCAUGAACUUCACCACGCUGCACUGCACCUACAUCAACUCGGCCGUGACCACCAGCUUCGUGGGCGUGGUGAAGAGCAUCGCCACCAUCACGGUGGGCAUGGUGGCCUUCAGCGACGUGGCGCCCACCUCUCUGUUCAUCGCCGGCGUCGUGGUCAACACCCUGGGCUCCAUCAUUUACUGCGUGGCCAAAUUCCUGGAGACCAGAAAACGAAGCCACUACGAGGACCUGGGGGCGCAGCCCGGGGGCGAGCAGGCGCCGCCGAGCCGGGACCGGCUGCCGUUAGUCCUGGCGGAGCCGCCCGCGGAGGGUGGAGGUGGCGGGGCGGCAGGUGGGGCGGCAGCAGGUGGCCCCGCUUGGCGGAGUGGGCCGGAGGCCAGGGGCGGCCCCGGGGGAGCCCUGCUGGGGGCUCGGGGCGCGCGGGGCGCGGGCAGCCCUGAGGAAGCGAGCAAGAGGUCGUUGAAGGAUGCUUACCUCCAGGUGUGGAGGCUAGUUCGGGGAACCAAGUACACGAAGGAGGAUUAUUUGAUAGAAAAUGAAGAGUUACCCAGCCCUUGAAAGGAAAUGCCUGUGUGUAUAUAUGUACAUACGCUUAUUUUAUAAGAGAGAGGGAGCAUAUUUUCAUGAGGGCCGUUCAGUUUUAUUCUUUGAGGAGUGGGGAAGGGAAGCAAGGAAAGGAGCUGAAACGGACUGGCAGCCACAAAAUGAGCGCCUGUGUGAGUUACUCAGCGUGGGGUGGCC
Messenger RNA from Ceratotherium simum simum (southern white rhinoceros), 1462 nucleotides. RefSeq names its product solute carrier family 35 member D3 (gene SLC35D3). NCBI's taxonomy places the organism in Eukaryota, Metazoa, Chordata, Mammalia, Perissodactyla, Rhinocerotidae. The record is from RefSeq and is a predicted model, not a curated record.